AUGACUCUGCCAGUCGUCCACCGCCGAAGCUGCCACUCCCAAGCAGCCACCAUUUCUCCCCCGAACCGGUCACCGCGGCCUCCACGGAGCCAUGAUGGCGGCGUAGGAACGAGCCACCGCUUCUGGCUCGCCGACCUCAAGGCCAACGAGGCCGCUCUCGCUCUCGAGCCCCUCCGCGCCGGCGCCUCCUACUCGCCCUCCCCCUCGAGCACCUCGUCGGCCGACCCCCCACAAGUCCGCGUCGCGAGCCCCAGCGCCGACCUGCACUACCGCGCCGCCGAGCUCGCCAGCAUCACCGAGCGCUUUCGCGAGCCAGCCGCCGUGCCCAGCGCCGCGCGCCGCAGCCCGACGCCCGCCGAUCUCGUCGCCAUGUCGCGCCUGUCGAGGGACAUUGUAAAUAGCCUGGCUGAGGUCGCGAGGCAUCACCGUCGGCAGGAGGGGCGGGGGUCGACCAUCACGGCGCCGUCGAGGAGUGACCUCGAGAAGCUGGGCGGCUUGAGCGGCUUUCGAAAGAGAAAGGCGAACUCCGCCUUGUGCCAAGAGUGCGGCACCGCCGUCUCGCCGCAGUGGAGGCGUGGCCCGGACGGCGCGGACACGCUCUGCAACGUUUGCGGGCUGCUGUACGCGAGGCGGAUGAGGCGGCAGAAGCUCGCUUGGCAACGUGGGCCUUCGCCAGAUCUUGUGCGUUGA
Messenger RNA from Verticillium alfalfae VaMs.102, 690 nucleotides. RefSeq lists its product with no specific name. NCBI's taxonomy places the organism in Eukaryota, Fungi, Ascomycota, Sordariomycetes, Glomerellales, Plectosphaerellaceae. The record is from RefSeq and is a predicted model, not a curated record. Bases 1 to 690 code for a protein of 229 amino acids. Gene Ontology annotation, molecular function: sequence-specific DNA binding; zinc ion binding. The transcript is spliced from 2 exons. Gene Ontology annotation, biological process: regulation of DNA-templated transcription.